Messenger RNA from Musca domestica (house fly), 1361 nucleotides. RefSeq lists its product as uncharacterized. Lineage: Eukaryota; Metazoa; Arthropoda; Insecta; Diptera; Muscidae. The record is from RefSeq and is a predicted model, not a curated record. The transcript is spliced from 4 exons. Bases 108 to 1349 code for a protein of 413 amino acids.
UGAAACUUCCAAAGUUAUGUUAGUUCAAUUGCCGGGUUUGCAUUGGUCACUUUGUGCGGAUACAUUUAUUUGUCACUUUUUUCAGUUUUGCAUUCGAACUACAUACAAUGUCUUCAACUGCGAACACGAGCAACGUUCCCAAAUGGUUGGAGGCUCAGCUAUUCGAGAAUAUCCUAAAAGAAAAUGUUCCAAAUUAUAAAGCUAUUAAGGAAUUUAAAGCCUAUGCCGCAGUUCCAGCCGGUGAAAAUUUUUCAACGGUUAUAACACGCGUUGAAAUUCACAUCGAAUUACAAGACGGCUCCACAAUUCCAAAAUUCUUCAUUGUCAAAACUCAACACGAAUCCGCGCUCUAUAAAGAACUAACAGAAGGCAUCGAGGAUUGUUUCACAACGGAACAUAUAGUCUAUCAGCAGCUUAUGCCAGCAUUUGAAAAGUUAUACCGCGAUGCUGGAAAGGAAAUUAAAUUCGCUGCUAAAUACCACAAACUACCCACCGAUAAGAGUCACAUGCUGUUGGAGGACUUAUGUCCGCUAAACUUUAGAAAUGCCAGUCGUUUGGAUUGCUUCGAUAUGGAACAUACAAAGCAGGUUCUCAAGAAAAUGGCCGAAUGGCAUGCUGUAUCGGCGGUGCAUAGAGAAAAUAUUGGGAAAUACGAUGAAGUGUUUACUGUGGGAACCUACAACGAGCGGCUGCGCAAAGGCAUCACCGUGUUCUUUGAGAGUAUGACCAAGUAUAUGCAGCGUUGUAUGCAUGUGUAUGAGAAUUCUGAGGAUUACAGGGAGAAGAUUGAAAAACUUUUACCCCGCAUCAUCGAUGAGCUGUGGAAGGCAACUAAGGUGGAUGAUGGCGAUUUCAAUGUCUUAAAUCAUUGCGAUUGCUGGGCCAGCAAUAUAAUGUUCCAAUACGGCGCCAAUGGCGAAUUGUUGGAUAACUACUUUGUCGAUAUUGGCAAUCCCAAAUACGGUAGUCCAGCUCAGGAUUUAAUCUAUUUCAUCUUGUCGUCGGCACAAACUGAUUUUAAAAUUAAACAAUUUGACAAUUUAAUACGAUAUUAUCAUGAACAUUUGGUGGAAAAUUUGGAAUUACUGAAAUAUCCAAAAGCUAAGCCAAGUCUUAAGGACCUGCAUGUAGCACUGCAUAAAUAUAAUAUUUGGGGUUUUGCCACAACGGUUGGUGUCCUGGCCAUUGCCUUGAUGGAUUCUACAGAACUGUCGACAUUUGAUAACUUUUUGGGCGACAGCGAUGAUGGCGAUAAAUUCAAGCUGCUGAUGUUCACCAAUAAACGUUAUAUCGAACAUGUCAAUGUCAUAAUGCCCUGGCUUUUGAAUCGGGGUGCGCUGGACUUUUAAAUGAUUCGGCAA